Symbiodinium sp. CCMP2592 is the source of this 189-nucleotide messenger RNA. The record is from the annotation of a GenBank genome assembly. Lineage: Eukaryota; Dinophyceae; Suessiales; Symbiodiniaceae.
AUGGCUUCCUUCUCUGCAGAGAUCUGGGGUAAGGCCGGUGCCGACCUACUGAAACAAGCGAAUGACCUGGCGUCAGAUGCCAUGGGCAAGGGUGCGUCUGGCCUUGGCGAGCUCAAAUCCAAAGCUGGUCGCUCCUCUGGCGCCACUCAGGCAGAUGACCGGGGCCUACUGGAGACUUCCGACUUCUAA